AUGAAAUUGUCUGAUGACCAACGAAAAGAAGUGCUUGAUCCCCUUCUUAGUAAAGGCUGGGAGAUGGUCGAAGGACGUGAUGCCAUUCGGAAGGUGUUUCAGUUUCAAGAUUUUAACGAGAAUCACAUUGUUCAGGCAUUCGGUUUCAUGUCAAGAAUAGCGUUGAAGGCUGAAAAGAUGGAUCACCACCCGGAAUGGUUCAAUGUGUAUAAUAAGGUGGAUAUUACGUUAAGCACUCAUGACUGUGGAGGACUUUCGCAAAAGGACGUCACUCUCGCGAAGUUCAUUGAAUCUGCGAAAAUAUGA
Molecule: messenger RNA, 306 nt
Organism: Strongylus vulgaris
Lineage: Eukaryota; Metazoa; Nematoda; Chromadorea; Rhabditida; Strongylidae
Source: the annotation of a GenBank genome assembly